Papilio machaon (common yellow swallowtail) is the source of this 1921-nucleotide messenger RNA. RefSeq lists its product as uncharacterized. The record is from RefSeq and is a predicted model, not a curated record. The transcript is spliced from 8 exons. Lineage: Eukaryota; Metazoa; Arthropoda; Insecta; Lepidoptera; Papilionidae. Bases 556 to 1746 code for a protein of 396 amino acids.
UGUUUUCUUGUAUUUUAAAAUAUAGUGCUGUAAAUUAAGUGCUUAAUUAGUGAAGAAAUAUAUGUAGAAAAUUAAUAAAAUUCCGAUAAAAAGUUUUAAGAUUAGAAGAGAUAAUAAACAUUUUCACAUAAGUUCAAGAAACAGAUUGUCUGUAUAAUGUUAAAAAAAUCUUUAGAUGCGUUUGUCUAAAAUCGAGUCAUUUGAGACCAGUUCUCUGUUGAGUAUUAAAAUCCUUUAACAAAAUAAAAAUAACCAGUGCGUUUCAAAGGAUCUUUAUUAUAUGAAGUGGCAUUAAUUUUAAAAGCCGAAAGUGUCGUUCGGUUAUUUGUCAACGAGUUAAUUACGGACGAGAAUAAAUGUUGACAGAUUUAGUGGGGAAAGGUGGGCUUGUUAAAAUAAGUUGUGACAUGAUGCUUUUGGAUCAUUUAGUUCUUUAAAGUUAGACAAAUAAAAAUCUUCUUAAUAAUUUGACAAUGUAAGGUAGUGAAUAUUAAGGAAAAAUUUUAAAUGAUAUUGAGUUCAUUAAUAAGGAAACGAAUUUAAGAAGAUUACAAAAUGGCAGAGCAUUCGAAAAGGAUUUUGCGGCAUUCAAAUAUAUUGAAUGCAAUACUUUUAUGCAUUACAAUGAUAUAUGAAGCUGGUGGGUUCCGUACCAUGGAACUCCGAAUCACACCACGGGUCGUGCAGCGAGGAAGAAACGUUACAAUGGCCUGCAUACAUCAAGUACCCGACAGUGAAAUUUAUUCUGUACAGUGGUACAGGGGUACGCAGGAGUUCUAUAGAUACACCCCACUAGAAUCUCCCACAACUAGAGUAACACCCGUUAAUGGAAUUAAAGUUGAUAGACUUAACUCGAACGAAACACAUGUGGUUUUACUACGUGUCUCGCCGACUCUGAGUGGAAACUAUAGCUGUGAAGUUAUACAAAACGCUCACACAUUCCCUCACUACACCGCCACGGCGAGGCUCGACGUCGUUGGUAUAGGCGGCCUACGAGCUACAGAGCUACGGAUCUCUCCGCCUGUAGUGCAGCGCGGGUCGGACGCAACGCUCGCCUGUCUCUACGAGCUCACAGACGCCCCUCUCUACUCUGUCAAGUGGUACAGAGGACGACACGAGUUCUACCGCUACUCGCCCACUGAACAACCAGCCACAAAGAUAUUUCCGUUUGCUGGAAUUAACGUUGAUCUGGCAAGAUCUAAUCAGAGUCAAGUGGUACUAACUCGGGUGAGUUUUGGUCUCUCCGGCAACUUCAGUUGCGAGGUGACAGCUGAUGCGCCAUCUUUUGCUACAUCCAUUGUUUCCAACAAUAUGGAGGUUGUUGUACUACCGCCGUCGUCCCCGGUGAUCCACACCAGUCAACACUACUAUAUGCCUGGAGACAUCCUGCGUGCCAACUGCACUUCAGGUCCGAGCCGCCCGCCAUCUGAAUUGACAUUUUACAUCAAUGAUAUACCGGUGUCCCCUGGGAUGUACAACGUGCAACCGGCAGCGGAAGGACUGUUUCGUUCAGAGCAAUACGUCCAGGUACAAUUAUGGCCGGCUCAUUAUGAACGCGGGGCUCCGAUACUUCGCUGCGAGGCCAAGCUCGGGGAGCUUUACAGGGAUAAUUCCGCUGUCGCUCUCUAUUCAGCGAACAGCGAUCCUAAAAUUGAACGAGUGACGUCGCCAGGUUCCGCGGCCAAGCUGCAAACGUGCCAAGUUCUGUUACUGCUCCAUAUUGUUGUCUGGGCUAAUAAUACAUAGACUAAGACUAAACCAUAGACUUGUAUAAUAAUAUAGUUUAAUUAUUAGAUGUAUUGAAAUCAGAUCGAUAUGGUAAUGUGAAUUUGAAUUUAUAGAUAAUUGUACCUAAAGACGAGCUGAAAAUAUACCAAAGAAUGUAAAGACUAAGAUUAUUGUUGAUUUAAUACAAAUUAUA